UGCAGGAGAUCUUUGAUGUCUCGGUUCCGCCCUUGCGGGGAGGUGAGGCCGCAAGAUGGCGGCAGUCGCAGAGUUGACGUUGCUGGAGAAGUCCCUGGGGCUGAAUAAAGGGAACAAAUACAACACUCAUGGCGAGCGCCAGAUUCCAGUUCUUCAAACAAACAAUGGUCCAAAUCUAAUAGGAUUGACGACUAUAGCAGCUCAUCUAGUCAAGCAAGCCAACAAAGAAUAUUUGCUUGGAAGCACUGCAGAAGAAAAAGCAAUAGUUCAACAGUGGUUAGAAUACAGAGUAACUCAAGUAGAUGGACACACCAAUAAAGAUGAUAUCCGCAUUCUAUUGAAGGAUCUUAAUUCAUAUCUUGAAGAUAAAGUCUACCUUACAGGAUAUAACUUCACCUUAGCAGAUAUCUUAUUAUACUAUGGACUUCAUCGUUUUAUAGUUGACCUGACAGUUCAAGAAAAGGAGAAAUAUCUUAAUGUCUCUCGCUGGUUUUGUCACAUUCAGCAUUACCCAGGCGUCAGGCAGCACCUGACUAGUGUUGUCUUCAUCAAGAACAGACUCUAUACUAAUUCCCACUAGAAGUACCCAUGCCGCACAGAAGAGCGAUUUCAAAUAUUUUAACUGGAAAGUAUACUCUGGACCAGAGGACUAACGUAAAUUGAUAAGCAGCCAUUCUCUAUUUGCUGAAGUUGAUAGAAGUUUUUAAAUAUAAGCUUGUGUCUGAAUGCUUUGUUCUUUAGUUGAAAUUUUGCAAUUUUUAAUGUAAAAAUUCAGCUGCUGUCAAAACUUGAGAUAAGAUCAUCCAGUUAUAAAUUACCUUGUUUUAUAGAUGAAAGUUAUUUUAAUAAAAGUUGCAAAUCAAUGGCCUAACUUAAAAUACAAAAUAAAAGAAAUAGUCCUUUUUAUGGUUAACCCAUUUGGCUAUGUAUUGACCAUAUUUUCUUUCAUAUUUUAAAAUUCAUUUCCCCAUUACAGCUAUUUACAGUAGUUUAUUAGGAUCAUAAUGUGCCAAGGAUACCGAAAGGGAAGACAGAUGGAUUUGUUUUCAAAUAUUUAUGUAAACC
Messenger RNA from Rhinolophus ferrumequinum (greater horseshoe bat), 1065 nucleotides. RefSeq names its product eukaryotic translation elongation factor 1 epsilon 1 (gene EEF1E1). The transcript is spliced from 4 exons. The coding region runs from base 56 to 580 and encodes 174 amino acids. The record is from RefSeq and is a predicted model, not a curated record. Gene Ontology annotation, biological process: positive regulation of DNA damage response, signal transduction by p53 class mediator. NCBI's taxonomy places the organism in Eukaryota, Metazoa, Chordata, Mammalia, Chiroptera, Rhinolophidae. Gene Ontology annotation, cellular component: aminoacyl-tRNA synthetase multienzyme complex; nucleus; cytoplasm.